Messenger RNA from Pediculus humanus corporis (human body louse), 951 nucleotides. RefSeq lists its product as uncharacterized. The record is from RefSeq and is a predicted model, not a curated record. The coding region runs from base 1 to 951 and encodes 316 amino acids. Gene Ontology annotation, biological process: rRNA methylation; DNA repair. Gene Ontology annotation, cellular component: nucleus; SOSS complex. The transcript is spliced from 3 exons. NCBI's taxonomy places the organism in Eukaryota, Metazoa, Arthropoda, Insecta, Psocodea, Pediculidae. Gene Ontology annotation, molecular function: rRNA (adenine-N6-)-methyltransferase activity; nucleic acid binding.
AUGAUUUAUUUAGAGAUUGUUUUUAUUUCGCUAAAUUCAAAUGAUCUUCAAAGCCAACAAAAAAAAAUCCUAGAAGAAUUAAAUUUAAGGAAACAACUUUUGAAAUCUGGAACAGCUCAAACGUUAAAUCCCAGUGCUCUUAGCAGUCCUAUUGGAGUAUCUAGUAUUAAUUCCAAUCAGACUUCAGAAAAUCAAUCUAACCUUGCCAGAGCUGCCCAUGCUAAUAGUCUUUUACAACAUGCAAACAGUACAUCUUUUGGAUAUUUCAUUCCACAAGAAUCGUCAUUUGGUAACAACAUUUUAGCCGUUUUUCCUAGGAUGGCUUGUAUGAAAUUAAAAGCACUAGAACAGCACAUUCAAGAAAUUAAAACUUUCACCAGGCCUAAAGUAAAGCUAGAACAAUAUGCUACUAUGCCCCAUAUAUGUGCAAGAAUGUUACACUCUAUUCAGUCUUGUUAUGAUGACAUUGAAGGAAAAAUCAUAGCAGAUCUUGGAUGUGGAUGUGGUAGUUUAUCAAUUGGUUCAUGUCUUUUAAAUUGUGAAUUUUGUGUUGGUGUCGAUGUUGAUUCUGAUGCAUUAAAAAUAUGCCAAGAAAAUAUCCAAGAGUUUAGCAUUGAAAACAUUGAUUUAAUUAUGUGUGAUGUGACUAAAAAUGUUAUUUCAUUAAAUGACAAAAAAUUUGAUACUGUUAUAAUGAAUCCUCCUUUUGGAACGAAAACAAAAGGUUUGGACAUUGAAUUUCUUAAAUUAGCUUUACAACUGACUGAUAAUGCUGUGUAUUCUUUACAUAAGACUUCCACACGAAAUUAUAUAAUAACAAAAGCCCAAUCAUUGGGUGUUAAAGUGGAUGUUCUUGCAGAAUUAAAUUUCGAUUUGCCAGCUACAUAUAAAUUUCACAAAAAAGACUCAGUCGAUGUCAAAGUUGAUUUUGUAAGAUUUUACUAUCAAUAA